Molecule: messenger RNA, 339 nt
Organism: Trypanosoma grayi
Lineage: Eukaryota; Euglenozoa; Kinetoplastea; Trypanosomatida; Trypanosomatidae
Exons: 1
Coding region: 1-339 (112 amino acids)
Source: RefSeq, a predicted model, not a curated record
AUGGGCUGCGUGGCUGCUGCUGCUGGCGGCGGCAGGAGCAGCUCCGCGCUGCGCUCCGAGAGUCGUGCCGUCUCACAGCUGAUGACGAACCUCACGGCCCACUCAUUGCAGCUGCCCGCCUGCUUGUCGCUCAGCACGCUGCUGUACUCCCCGCUUGGCACAGCCCUGCUUGUCGUGCUGGCGUACAAUGUUGUUGUGAUUGGCACGAAGCACGUCACGUACACGAUGGAGAUCACGGGGAAGGAUUACGUGCAGGACCAGCAGCUGCAUAUGAUCAUGAAGUAUGGCAUUCUGAGCUGCAUCCUGCUUGCGAUGGAGGUUCUGUUCGUGGAGGUGUGA